Molecule: messenger RNA, 1534 nt
Organism: Silurus meridionalis
Lineage: Eukaryota; Metazoa; Chordata; Actinopteri; Siluriformes; Siluridae
Gene: ccnb1
Product: cyclin B1
Biological process (GO): mitotic metaphase chromosome alignment; regulation of cyclin-dependent protein serine/threonine kinase activity; mitotic cell cycle phase transition
Cellular component (GO): nucleus; cytoplasm; mitochondrial matrix
Molecular function (GO): cyclin-dependent protein serine/threonine kinase regulator activity
Source: RefSeq, a predicted model, not a curated record
GGCGGAGUGAACUAUUCAAACCAGUCUGUGGUACAGAUCGAGAAGUGGAACCAGUUUUUGAAAUGGCGCUGCGUGUCACAAGAAGCACUCGCCUGCCCAGCAGUGAGAACCAGAACCAGAACCCCGUUGGUGGAAAAGCUCUCAAUGCGAGUAAGCCUGUGCUGAGGCCCAGGGCCGCGCUGGGGGAAAUCGGCAAUGCGGUGCUCCCUCGGCAGCCUCUAAGAAAGAAGGAUGUGAAGGCUGCACCUGUGGUGAUUGAAGAGAAGAAGGUUCCUGAGCCGGUUCAACAGCCAAAGCAGGAGCCAAAGCAGUUGCCCAAAGUGGAAAAUGAGAUCUAUUCAGAGCCUUCCUCUCCUGUGCCCAUGGAAACAUCUGGCUGUGCUCCAGAUGAGCUGUGCCAGGCUUUCUCUGAUGUGCUUCUCAACAUCAAAGAUGUUGAUGCUGACGACUAUGACAAUCCCAUGCUCUGCAGUGAAUACGUAAAGGACAUCUACAAAUAUCUCCGGCAACUUGAGGCUGAUCAGGCUGUCAGGCCAAGGUAUCUGGAAGGAAGGGAAAUCACUGGGAACAUGCGUGCCAUCCUUAUCGAUUGGCUUGUCCAGGUCCAAAUAAAGUUUCGACUGCUGCAGGAGACCAUGUACAUGACAGUUGCGAUUAUCGACCGCUUUCUUCAGGAUCAUCCUGUUCCGAAAAAGCAGCUCCAGUUAGUCGGUGUAACUGCCAUGUUUAUUGCCUCCAAAUAUGAGGAAAUGUACCCUCCUGAGAUCGCAGACUUUGCCUUUGUGACGGACCGCGCCUACACCACUGCUCAGAUCCGUGAAAUGGAGAUGAACAUCCUGAGAGUUCUGAAUUUCAACUUUGGUAAACCUCUACUCCAGUUCCUCCGCAGGGCCUCGAAAAUCGGAGAGGUUACCGCAGAGCAGCACACUUUGGCGAAGUACUUUGUGGAGCUUACCAUGGUGGACUAUGACAUGGUCCACUUUGCUCCCUCUCAGGUUGCUAGUGCUGCCUUUGCCCUCAUGCUGAAAGUCUUCAAUUGUGGUGCAUGGACCCCCACACUGCAGUAUUACAUGGGCUAUACUGAGGACUGCCUGAUCCCUGUGAUGCAGCACAUUGCCAAAAAUGUGGUCAAAGUCAAUGAAGGACUCUCGAAGCACCUGGCGGUCAAGAACAAGUACUCCAGCCAGAAACAAAUGAGGAUUGCAUCCAUCUCGCAGCUCAAGUCUUCGAUGAUGAAGGAACUGGCCAAGCAAGUCUCUUAGUGAGAUUGGAACAGACUUUAGCACUGUGUGCUGAUUUUGUAAAAAUUGUAACUUAAUGGCAUGCUUUUACUUUUUAAAUUUUACUUUUUAAAUGUUUGGUUUUUUUUGGGAGGGGGUGGGCAUGUGUUAUGGUUGCAUUUGGCCAGGAUGCUUUAUUCUACACUGCCAAUGUCUUGGUAAUUGUAACCUGUUUGUGUGUUUAGAGAUGUGCAAUCUUGUACUUUUUUUUUUUUUUUUUUUUUUUAAUUUUACAAUAAACAUUUUAAUUGUUA